Paramacrobiotus metropolitanus is the source of this 1967-nucleotide messenger RNA. Its product is annotated as NADH-cytochrome b5 reductase 3-like. NCBI's taxonomy places the organism in Eukaryota, Metazoa, Tardigrada, Eutardigrada, Parachela, Macrobiotidae. The record is from RefSeq and is a predicted model, not a curated record. Gene Ontology annotation, cellular component: mitochondrion. The transcript has 9 exons. Gene Ontology annotation, molecular function: oxidoreductase activity; FAD binding; protein binding. Bases 136 to 1578 code for a protein of 480 amino acids.
GUUUCGGGCUUUCGAAGUUUUUUCACUGCACCGACUGCUUCCGUUUGCUUCUAUGGUUUCGUAUUUCUGUCUUAAACGUUACCAGAUUGCCGAAAUUGUUGAAGUUCUGACUGUUCGAGACAACUUUUUAACGGGAUGGCGAAGCUUGGUGACCAUGCAAAGAAGUUGUUAUUCUGUGGAGAUAUGAGCGAUAUUCAGUUCGCGGUGGGACGUGAUUAUGACACCGUGAAGAUCUUCCCAGCCCAAAAGGUCAUAAUGGGCCUGCGCAGCGCCGUGUUUCAUACGAUGUUCUAUGGCAACCUGCCCGAUCCCUGCGCUGCUCCUAUUGACAUUCCCGAUAUCCUUCCUGAAGCUUUCGCUAACCUGCUCAGCUAUAUCUACACCGACGCGGUUACGAAUUUCACCCCGGAGAAUGUUUUCCAGACGCUAAUGUGCGCUGACAAAUACGAUUUACCGUUACUGCUCGCGCUGUGCACUGACUUUAUCCUCGGCUUGCUCAAUGUCGACAACUGCCUGCAUAAUCUGGACAACGCGGUUCUGUAUGCGAAUGCAGCGCCGGACGUCCUGGUGAAAUGUUUGUGUCUUAUUAAUGAUGAAUCAGCGAAAACUCUGUGGCAGUCGGAUCAAUUUCAUGUGGUUGGGCAAGCGGCUCUACAAGCUUUUGACCCACGGGAUGCUUUAACCGCCGCCGCCGACGACAUCUUUUCGUCAGUUGAAAAGUGGGUGGAAUUUCUUCGGAAGGUCAGGGACGGCAUCACAUUCCCCACCGUGACGACACCGGAGGCGCAGGUGACCAUCAGGUUCAGCGGGGACAAGAAGGCCUUGACAUCGGACACAACACGGUUCCGCUUCGAGCUGCCUUCGAAUGUGCACGUCUCCGGGGUGCCCGUUGGCAAAUUUGUCAAAAUGACGGUGACAGUUGAUGGCAGAAGCGAGACGCAGUGCUAUACUCCCAUCUCCGACCCCAAGGACCGAGGUUUUGUCGACUUCGCGAUCAAAGUAUACCCACCGAAUGCCGCUAAUCCCAACGGUAGCGUCGUAUCGCAGUGUAUCAAUAAACUGCAGAAAGGCGACGAAGUGUGCAUCAGUGGACCAUAUGGCCUGCUCAGUUACGACAAGAACGGGAUCUUCGUGAUCAAAGCGAACGAGAAGUCCGCUGCCGAAUAUAAAGAGAUUCGACGAAUCGGCAUGGUAGCCGCUGGUUCCGGAGUUACCGCCAUGAUUCCCAUAUUACGAGCUAUGCUGAAAGAAAACCUGGAAGCACCCAAAUGUUCACUGGUAUAUAGUAAUCCGACAGAUCAGGACAUCAUAAUGAAGAGCGAGCUGAAUUAUAUGGCCUCCAAGUACCGGAAGCGCUUCAAGCUGUGGUACCUGGUGGAUAGACUCUGUAAUCCCAGCCUAUGGAAGUAUGGCGUUGGCCAGAUCUCGAAGGACUGGCUCAAGGACUGGAUGCCCAAACCGGACAAUGAAGUUGUAGUAUUAGUCUGUGGUCCGAAGGAGAUGGUGGACAACUGCAAGAAGUUGCUGCUUGGCCUGAACUACAUCAACGAUAUGAUCCACGUGUUUUCCGCCCCGUAGUCUCCUUGUUUGAUACGACAUAUGUCUCUCCAUUGCAUUUCAUUGAUCCAUUGUGUUUUUAGUUAUUCUUUUAUAUUCUGGUAAAAUUUGUCGAUCGUUCCGCGACAUACCCAUCCGCUUGAUGGAAUGUGCCUCGAAAUCCACUGGACCAAAGGUUGUGCCGAAAGCUGGAUUUAAUUGUUUUAGGAAGAAUAAUGAUUGUUAUUUUUGUGUAGUUUUCCUGUGGUGAAUUUCGACAUCCACCGGUAACGAUUGUUAUGAAUCAUGCAUAGCACACGCAUAUUUUGAUCACUUUGGCACCUGAUAAGUAUUAGCCGAGCUUGCUGAACUUUUUUUCAGUAUGGUACAUUAAACGGUGUGCCCUUUGUUGCAAUAAUUAGUAUUUGGUA